This is a messenger RNA of Huiozyma naganishii CBS 8797, 1314 nucleotides long. It is a transcript of the gene RNY1, whose product is annotated as ribonuclease T2. Gene Ontology annotation, biological process: RNA catabolic process. The record is from RefSeq and is a predicted model, not a curated record. Bases 1 to 1314 code for a protein of 437 amino acids. Gene Ontology annotation, cellular component: extracellular region. The transcript has a single exon. Gene Ontology annotation, molecular function: RNA binding; ribonuclease T2 activity. NCBI's taxonomy places the organism in Eukaryota, Fungi, Ascomycota, Saccharomycetes, Saccharomycetales, Saccharomycetaceae.
AUGAUACUUCCCUCGACCUCCCAGUUGUGGUCGGCUGUAUUUGGUGCAGUUACUUCAAAUGGAUUGACCAGUACUGCUCCACAAUGCCCCCUAAAGAUGCCGUUAACAUGCCACAACUCCACAGCGAUAAACGAUCAGUGCUGUUUCGAAUACCCUGGUGGUAUUUUUGUGCAGACGCAGUUUUGGAACUACUCGCCGUCGAGAUCAAACCUGAAUGAGACUGAACUCAUUGGAGAACUUGGUCCCCUGGACUCAUUUACCAUCCACGGAUUGUGGCCAGAUAACUGUAUGGGUGCUUAUGAACAGUUUUGCAAGAAGGAUAUGUUUAUCGAUGAUGUCUAUCAUCUUUUGCAUUCGAAGAACUUUUCUAAAGGGCCGGAACUCUACAGUGACCUUGAUUUAUAUUGGAAAAGUAAUGUCGUUGGGAACGACGAGUCCUUGUGGAUACACGAAUUUAAUAAACACGGUUCUUGUAUUCGUAACAUCAGGCCUGAGUGCUAUGCAAGAUGGGAAGAUUUACAGGAGAGCACAAGGGGUAGUUCUGAGGCCGUGAGGAAACAGCGUGCUGUAUUCGACUAUUUUAAUGCGACGGUGGAAUUGUUCAAGAAACUGAACUCGUAUAAGAUCUUGGAGGACGAUGGUAUUGUCCCAUCCAGCAACAAGACAUACUCCAAGCUGGAAAUCAUGAAUGCGCUUCAGAAGGGAUUUGAUGAUAAGGAGGUUUUCAUUAAUUGUAACAGUCAAAAUGAACUACAAGAAGUCUGGUACUUCCAUUUAUUGAAUGGGUCCUUCUUAGACCAGAAAUUUGUCCCCACAGAUUCGUUGCACAACCCACCUUAUUCGAGAUGCAAGGAAACGGGGAUUAAAUACUUCCCCAAGGGUUACACACCAGAUAAUGACCGCGACCCAUCUCUACCACCUUGGAAAAGGACGAGACGGGGCACGUUGAGGGCAGUCAUUGAUACUCAAGAUUCCGGAUUUUUGAUCAGAAACGGGCAUUGGAUGAAGAAGGGGACACCUGCCAAUUUUGAACUUUUACCUUCUCCCUUUGGUAACUUCAAUUUGAAAUCUAAGGGUGGGUAUUGUUCGCUUUCACCAAAGACGUUCCAGCUAGAGUGCAAGAAAAGGAAUGAGAAGAAUGCCGCACAGUUUGAAUAUGACGACGAGAAGCAGUUGCUGGGUUACUCUGGGACAUAUGAGUGGGGGGCGAAGCGGAAUCCCACAGGGCGCGGCCAGGUCCCUGUAUUUCAUGUCGACGACGACACGUCUGACUUGAUGAAGUACAAGUUUCAUCUGAAGUUCAAUCAGGUUUAG